Messenger RNA from Cololabis saira (Pacific saury), 9335 nucleotides. It is a transcript of the gene prrc2a, whose product is annotated as proline-rich coiled-coil 2A. Gene Ontology annotation, biological process: cell differentiation. NCBI's taxonomy places the organism in Eukaryota, Metazoa, Chordata, Actinopteri, Beloniformes, Belonidae. The record is from RefSeq and is a predicted model, not a curated record. The coding region runs from base 137 to 5785 and encodes 1882 amino acids. The transcript is spliced from 16 exons.
GCCGCUGACGGCUCGUUAGGUGACGGUUCCAGUCCUGCAUCAACUAUUUCCUUUCUCCCCCUUUUCAUUUAUUUUUUGGGAAAAAGAAAACGAGUGCAAUCUCAGGGUUCACCAUACUCAAUGAGCGGACAGCGCAAUGUCAGAGCGCUCUGGGCAAACUGCAAAGGGGAAGGAAGGCAAAACCAAGUAUGCGUCUCUCAACUUGUUUGAUACAUACAAAGGAAAGAGCCUUGAAACACAAAAGCCUGUUGUUCCCCCCCGCCAUGGCCUACAGUCUCUUGGUAAAGUUGCCUCCGCAAGGCGUAUGCCACCCCCUGCCAACCUGCCCAGUCUGAAGGCAGAGAACAAAGGCAACGAUCCCAACGUCUCACUUGUUCCCAAAGACGGCACAGGAUGGGCAAGCAAACAGGACCCAGCAGACCCAAAGAGUACCGAUGCAUCGUCAGCACCGCAGCCGGAACCGCAGCCGUCUGUGGCUUCACAGAUACCUGCACCACCCCGCCCGAAAACCCCGCCAGCUUCAGAGGCUCUAGCCCCAGCUUCAACCCAGGCCGCAGGGGCAAGGUCUUGGGCACAGGCCAGUGUUACACAUGGAGUACAAGGGGAUGGUGGAAAGGUAUCAAACCCACCGUCGCGAUUCUCUCGCGAGGAAUUUCCCUCCCUGCAGGCGGCUGGCGACCAGGACAAAGCUGGCAAAGAACAGGCCACUGCAGAUCAGUGGUAUGGGCCCGGACCAAGCCUCCGCCCCCAGAACGUUACAAGUUGGCGGGACGGUGGGGGCCGAGGAUUGGCACCCACCCUUCCUGGGGAGGUGGCAGCAGAGGGUGGCCCAGGAGUUCUGGUAAUGGAUGGGGCAGCUGGUGUCCCCCCUGGAAACUCCCAGAGCCACGGGCCACCUAGAAACCCUCCUGCAGGCAGUCCCGCCCUGCCCCUGCCCCAGCCUCCUGUGGGGCCUGGGUUUCCUCCCUAUCGAGGGAUCAUGCCUCCCUUUAUGUAUUCUCCCUAUCUGCCGUUCCCGGCCCCUUUUGGACCUCAAGGGCCCUACAGGUACCCCCCACCUGGGGAAGGGCCCCCACAAAGGUUCCCACGUGGACAAGGUGGCCCUCGUGACUCAGGUGGAGAGGUGGUAAAACGACCCCCUAUCCUUAAACAGGACGACCUGAAGGAGCUGGAUGAGCUGGACCAUGAUGGAGACGAGGGCUGGGCAGGGCCUCACGAGGAGAUUGAUUACUCUGCCAAGCUGAAGUUCAGUGACGAUGAAGGCGAUGAAGAUGGGGAGGAUGAGGGAACUGAAAGCCAGAAUGACUCACGUGAGCAACAGAGAAGUCAGGAUGCUCCCAAUGCGACCUCGAACUCUCGAGCCUCAGACAAUGGAGGAGACACCCGUCGCACUCCUCCCAAUAAUACUGACAGUGGCCGGGCCGAGGAGGGUGGCAGCGGCUGGGGAGGGCAGGGAGCACCACCCAAUUACCAGGAUCGAUCACAUAACCAGGGUGCACCUGCUGGUCCGGGGAAGCCCGGUCCUGCCCCGCACCAACAAGCAGCAGGGGCUCCUGCCCCUCCGGCCCAGCAAGGCCUGCAGGUCCACGGAGCCCAGGAGGACGAGGACGAGACCUGGCGUCAGCGCAGGAAGCAGUCGUCAUCCGAGAUCUCUGCAGCUGUGGAAAGAGCUCGGCGCCGUCGUGAGGAGGAAGAACGUAGGAUGGAGGAGGAGAGACGGGCGGCCUGUGCUGAGAAGCUGAAGAGGUUGGAUGAAAAGCAGCAGCAGCAAAACAGCAGCAGCACAACAGGAGGGGGCGGCAGUAAGACCCCGAGCCUGGAUGGGAAUUCUACAGCUCCUGCAGUCGGCAGCCCCAGUCCGUCUGUCUCAGCCUCCUCCCCGAACAUCAGCCAGCCCCCCUCCCCUUGUGUGGACCCCGAAGAACCGCCAGUGCUUACGCCUCAGCCAGGGCCCGGUACCGCAGGAAACGACCGACAGCGAGCCAGCAGCAACAGCAGCUACGACUCCAGCGCAGAUGCACAGCAGUGCCCCCAGCCAGCUGUGCCACAGCCACCGCCCACACAGGACACACCUGUACCAGGGGAGACGAAGGAAGAAAGCGCGGCCAGUUCUCACAUCCGUGCAGGAGGUGGAGGUGAAAGAGGAGUUGACCAGGUGAAGAUUGAGACUGUUGGUGGGGGAGCAGGUCGUCAAGCCAGCGGGCCCCCCGUUCAGGGUUACUCAAAGUACCAGAAGUCUCUUCCGCCUCGAUUUCAAAGGCAGCAGCAGGAGCAGCUCCUGAAGCAGCAGCAGCAGUGGCAACAACACCACAACCAAGCGUCACAGAGUCAGCUGUCUCCACAGCCCCAGGCUGCUCCAGGUCCUGCACCAGGUCCCGCGCCGCAGCCCGGACCUGGACCGAAGCCGGGCGGGCCUCUGUACCAGCCCACCAACAUGGUCCGACCUCCACCUCUGCCAAUGAACUUUGACCCUCGCUGGAUGAUGAUGCCCUACAUGGACCCUCGGAUGAUACAAGGUCGUCCUCCGCCCAUGGACUACUAUGCAGCUGGCAUGCACCCCUCUGGGCUCAUUGGGCGUGAGCGAUCUGAUUCAGGGGGAUCUGGUUCAGAACCCUUUGACAGACAGCAACAGCAUCCAGGACAUCCUCACCGUGGGACUCCCCCUAUCGAUCCUAAGAUGUCCUGGGGGCCAGAGGUGUUCCCUGGUGGAGCGGAGAACCGUGGGCUUGCCUCUCCCCUACGACAAAAACAAACAAUGGAGGAUGACGAUGCAGCAAAGGGGCCCAGGAGUGACACUCCUCCACACCGCUUGCGAGAGGGCACAUUAGGGGCUGUCCAGCAGCCCAGCAACUCAUCCAAUCAAAGUCAUCCUCCCGUCGGCUCUCAGGUCGCAGCACAGGGAGGCGGCCACCAUCCCCAUCACUAUAUCGGUGGGCGAAGCAACUACAGCAACUUCCCUGACCAGGGUGUGAGAAUCUCUCCCCACCAGCAGAGACCAGACGACAGGGGGAAUCAGCUGCACGGGUUCCCUCACCAGGAUGAAGGGCCUUCCCGAGGAUCUCAGCAGGGCCAGAUGUGGGGAGCCCCACACUCUCAUUAUGAUCGUAACAACCGAGCAGACCUCCCCCCCAUGGAUAACUCUCAUUUUCACCACUCACAGCAGCAUCACUUCCCUCUUCACUCUCAUAAACCAGAAAAUAGUCGCGACAGGGCCGGUGAAACCACUGCUAAAAAGAGUGACACUUCCCCCCCUCUCCACCAACCUUCCUUGUCGUCCUCCUGCUCUUCCUCCUCUGCUUCCUCUGCCAGAGAGGACGCUAAUCUCAAAGCAUCCCAGCAUCAUCAUCACCACCCACAGGAGAGGGAGAGUGAGUCUGUUAACGCUCACGGUCCUGGUGAAAAGGGCAAUAACAGCAAUGUCGGUAACAACCACGUGAAGCAGGAAAAGACGGGCCCGGUUUACACGUCCCAUUCUUCCUCCAUCUCCAACCCGGCUCCCUCACAACACAACAGCCACAAUCAGCUUCAGCAGCAUCCGCAUCCUAAAUUAAACCAAAGAGGAGGGCGGGAGCACAAGACUGAAACCCAAUGGGGCCCACGGCCCGGAAGCAGCAACAUGGGCGGGGGCUCCUCUCACGGCAGGAGGGCCAACAAUGCAGGAGGUGGGAACAGCUCUCGGGGAGGAGAAGAUUCAAACACAUCUUCGGACCACAAACCCUCCAACCAGGCAGGAAGCUCCAAUCCCAACAAGAGGGCCGGGCCCAUUAAGAAGCCCGUACUCAAGGAGAUGAAGAAAGGAGGAGGUGAAAAUGAUGGAGGAGAAAAAACGGGCAUGGGCUUUGGAAAGGAUAAAGAGCAAGAUGCGAGCCAAGCGAGCUCCACAAAGCAGGACGCCUCCUUUAUCUCCCAGAACCCCUCCGCUUCGUCUAAAGAUGAUACAGCCCAAACGACAAAACCCAGAAAUGUAGGAAAAGACCGAUCCACAGGUGGAGGUGGAGGAGGGCCGGGUAAGGGGUCCAGAGAUGCAGACGUCCCACCAUCAGGGUUUCCAGGAGCCUCCUCCAGGAAGGACAGAGACCGCUCCUUUGAACAGGGUGCUGGCGGGUCCCACCACCACGGGCCGUCAGCUAAGAACAGCAGAGCCAGCCGAGGACGUGGGGGGGAGUUCUACGGCCGUGGCCGCGGUUACAGGGGAAGCUUCACCGCCGGCGCUGCAGCCGCCGCCGGCAGCCGCGGCAGGAUGGGCGGUAGGAGCGGCAGGGACUAUCGCUCAACAGUCGGAGGUGGCCACCACCAAGAACCCAGGGGUGAGGGAGCCGGUGGCCGCCACGGGCAAGAUCGCUCUCAGCACAACCCCGCCAGGGCCAGAAACCGCAGUGAAACUCGCAGCGAGGGCUCGGAAUAUGAAGAAAUCCCUAAGAGAAGGAGGGAGAGGGGCUCCGAAACCGGGAGUGAGAGCGGUGCAAGUGACCUGGCUCACUCAGACAAAGAAGACAACCAAAAACCCAGCACCAAGAAUGGUUCCGAUAACGUCCACGCUACAGGAAACCCUUCAUCCGGCCCGUCUAGAGGUCCCCAGCCACGCGUCUUCACCCCCAGGGGAGUCCCCUCAAGGAGGGGGAGAGGCGGUGGGGGAGGAGGAGGUGCCAUUUACAGGAGCAGUGGCAACAUGGGAGGGAUGCCAGGAGGACACCGGGUUGGACCCAACUCAGGUUCUCACAGUUCUCACUCCUCCAAGUCAUCAGCGUCCGGUCGUAAACAGCAAGGUCCGCCGCAAACCUCCGCACACAAAGAUGUGAAUCGAGGAGGAAACGCAGGAGAAAAGAAAGACAAAGCAGCUGAUGGAAGUCAAAUUCAAAAUCCGGGGAUCAGCGCCCCUCAGCCGGCUUUGCCUGCCACAAACCCGGCUGCUGUAGGUUCCAGUGAGAACGGAGGGGUCGUAACCCACCAACCUUCAACCAAUUCUGCACCCAACUCCGGAGGGCCAAAUGCAACCCCUCUUCCCACCAACCGUGGGUUCGAGCGGCCCCCCAGACGUCGGCGUCACGGGCGAUCUCAACACCAGCAAGAUAAGCCGCCCCGCUUCCGGAAACUGAAGGAGAGAGAGAACGCUGCUCGUAUCAACGGAGGAGUAGGAGUCAUCGGUGGCGGGAGACCUUCGUCUCCUUCCUCGAAUUUAGUUCAGGACAGUAACGGAGCACCCGUCUCUGCUCCCACAACAGGAAACGCCCAAAAUGCUAAUCAGAGCACCACACUGACGACAAACAAUAACAGUGGCGGCGGGCAUGUUAAAAAUGCAAACAGCCACCACCAUCACCACUACAACCAGGGAAACGUCGGUCCGGCCCACCCCCAGCACCAUCACAACCACGGAGCAAAGUCUCCAGAUUUUACCAACCAGAACUCUGACCAGGCCAACGAGGAGUGGGAAACGGCCUCGGAGAGCAGCGACUUCACAGAGUUCAGAGACAGGGAGGGAGGAGGCGUGAAGGCCUCCUAUUCCCACCAUCAGCACCACCCGGGGAAGGGCGGAGGGGGCGGUGGAGGCGGAGGUCUGGCGGAGCACGACAUGGCGGGGAAAGAGCCCGCCGGUAACAAAAGAAGCUUCUCCAGCCAGCGUCCCGGGAUGGAUCGACAGAACCGGAGGGUCAAUGCUGGAGGCGGGGGAGGUGGAGGCCGAGGCCCCCGAGGGCCACACGGUGGGGGCUCCGGAGGGCCCGGCAACGGAGGUGGCAACCGCGGGGAGAAACGUGCCAACUGGCCCUCUCCAAAAAAUAGGAAGUAAUGGAGUAUAAAAAACAUUUUAGAUAAACCUCACCCACAUUAAAAUCCACUCCUUACAUCUUAAUCCCUUUUGAUCAUUAUUUCAUGGCUUAUCUGUUGGCAUACUUAACAUAUUAGUGCAUUGUACAGUAUAUGGAGAUGGUAUUUACAUUCACUUUAGCUGCCCUCACCUCAGCCACUUUUGUCCCCUUUUGCAUCAUUCUACUAUUGACCGUCCGUUAUUGUAAAUUUAUCUGUUUAAUCUGUCUUGCUCUCCGUUUGUUUAAGCCCCCACCUUUUUUUUUUUCUUCUUCUUCUUCUUUUAAGUCUCCUAAGAAACUCACUCUGGUUGGAUUUGACAAGCAUGUGGUUGUGCAAUGAAAGUGCACGUUGUUUUGAUAUACAUUAACGCAAUGCUCCGCAAAUACUUGGAUAUACAAGCACAAAUACGACCUUUAAAAUUCAAACAUGCAAAAUAAAAUGUGGGCUUCAAUUGGAAAAAUGUUUGGAUUGGGUUAACUUUUAUAUUUAUGUACAUGUAUAUUUCUACCACACUUUGGCCUUGGGUGGUAUUUAGUAGUACAGUCCUGCGUUACGUCCCUCGCGGAGGGAAAGACUGCAGCCUCAUCUUUUAAUGAGAACAUUGUACCAUAAGAGGUUUUGUUUCUCGCAUGUGUGUUUAUUUUUUUUUUUUCUUUCCUGUUUAGUUUUAGCCUCUGAUAAAUAUUUGGAGUGUGUUGUUUUUUUUCUUUUGUUUUUUUUUUCUUUUCUUCCUCCUUUUUCUAUCCAUAAAAGAGGUCAUUAAAUACCUUUUACUAAAUUCCUCAAGUUCUCCUUGAUGGUUUCCUGCAAAGUGUCUGGUUAAUGUGAGUGGGCCUACUGAGGAACUACUGCUCAGUGCUCACUUGCAUUCCAUUGAUUUGUUUUUAAUAUCAGUGUUUUGCUGCUUAUUCAAUAGACUGUGUGAAGUUUUUUUUUUUUUGUUUUUUUUUUUCUCUCUAAAUUGUUUUCACAUUUCAUUAGGUAUUGGUUGCUCCUUGUGUAGUAAUUAAGGCUUUUCUAGCCUCAUAGUAGCAUCCUCUGUACUUGCAGAAACUUCUACAUACUGCAAAAAUCCCCAAGGACAAUAGUUUUACUCUCUUGAGGAGUUUUGUUUACCUUUAUGAAGACUGUAUUGAUAGCGUGAUGGCUUUAUUUUAACAACCAUUAUUUCCUCAAUGGCUUACAUUGUUGUGGAAGCAUUUAUCUCCCUGAAAUUGAAAUAUCAGUCUCGUCAGGAAGAUGAGUCGGAUGAAAAUGUAGGUCAUGAUAUAACAAAAACGUUUGGGUUUCACAAAAUAUUUUAUCCUUCACAAAGUAAUUGAGUAUGAUCUAAAAGCACUCCUUGUUGUAUAAAACAAGCAUCCAUGGUUGCCAUUGUUUUGUUUUGUUUUUCUUCUUUUCUCCCUCCUUUUUCUUUUUGAUUUUCAAAUUUUUUGGGGGGGGGCAAGUUGCAUGUGCUGCAACAGGACAGGUACUCUACCUGGGCCCGGAGUACAGAUGCAGCGUUGUGCUGUUACACCUCCUCUCCUGUCACGUGUGGCACGAUUCGCUCACUGCGCCCUCGCAGAUACUCCUCACGCCUAGAAGGACUCAUUUUCUGAGGUGGAAUUUCUCCAAGCAUGUGUACACAGGAUGACGGAUUCAUCAUGUGGUGGCAACCAGGAGAAUACAGGACAGUGCUGAGCAGGUGACCCAAGCGUCAUCUUAUACCAUUCACACGGUUUUUUGAGAUUUUACUUGCAACAAAUAAUGCUGACCUGGAUGUAAGAGUAGUCCUGUUAAGUUUUAUCACACAUAAAAGACAAAAAUGACUUGAGGCAGCAUCCAAGGUGAACUAAAUUGAUUUUUCUCAUAUGCAUCAAUUCUUUCACUGCUGUAAGUUGGGGUUUGUUUACUGACAACAGUUUGAAGAUUGUCUCUGGGAUGUUUUGAGUAGGGCAUUUGAUGAUAUGUGUAUAUGUGUGCUUGUUUGGAUGUGUGUUAAUGGUGUCUGUGUUAUAGCUCGGGAAGGGGUGGGGACCAGAGGGUUUAACAUUAAUGGCAAGCACUUUCUGCCUUGUUUGCCCACGUCUGGUUGAACCAAUAUAAUUAAGACAAUUCUACUGUUUCUUAAAUACAUCCACAUGUAUACAUUCAGCUGUGUGUAUAUGUUUAUCAUUCACAUGAAGAACCUACAGUGGGAAAACAACUUUUUUUUGUGUAAUUUAAAUAUACAUUCUUCCGCAGCCAAGAGAAGUUGGACAUAUUUUCCUUUUCACUAUGAAUUCUGAGCAUGUACACACCUAACGGGUGCAGCUUGCAUUGCCCGUUACUGGUUUAUACAUUGAUAGCUGUACACUUAACACUGGCUCAAAGAGUCCUACAGCCCUCCUUAAUUUUCGAUGUGCGCAUUGUUGUAUGUACCCAUGUUAAAAGAGAAACACAUAGUGUAUUCCAGCAAAAUUUCUCAAAGAUUGUAUUGUUUCCAUCAUUACUGAGGUACCUGGAGUGGUUCAAACUGUUUUUAGCAUUUAUGGUUUUAGUAAUGGAACCGUAAUAUACACACAUGUAUGUAUAUUGGUAUGUAUCUAAGUUUUGUCUACCCCAACUUACAUUCCCACAAACAAAUGUUGCCAUUUUUAGUUCAAGGGAGCAAUGUACAAGCAGAGAAGUGUCUUAUUAUAAUAAAGUUAUACAGAGAAGGCAAAGUUAAAUAAACUACUUUGAUUUAAUGGAAAAUAAAAUUGCAUGUCUAGUUCUUGAUGAAUUGGAAUAUUUUGAGGGACACUUGGACAAAAGUUUAAUGUUCACCCUGACAUGCUGUAUGUCUGAAUUAAAGAUGCCUGUCAAGAUUUUGGUUAUUCAGCACUGCAAUAUUUAUUUUGAAAUUGCUUAAAACAGUAGCAGGAAUAGUGUAAAAUAAAAUCCCAAAUUACACCAACUGAAGUUCAACUUCAGGAUGCUGCAUAACGUGUUCAAAUAGCUGAAUAUUACGCAGAUUUGUGAGCUUAUAUUACAGGUUCACAGUUAUAAUGUAUUUGUCUUUCGCUCAGUUUGUUUUCCAUAUAUAUAUAUAUAUAUAUAUAUAUAUAUAGCUUCAGUAAUAUGUUGGUUUGUUUUAUUUUAUAUUGUUAAAUCCAUUGAAUUCCUGAGCAACUACAUUUAAAUUUUAUUGUAGACAUGAUGGAAAUAAAAAAAUAGCUAAUAUGGAUAUUUUACUAUCCUACUCUUCUAUUUGCAUUGUAAAAUAUUUAUAGAUAUGGGAGCGUUGGUAUGAUAAUAGGGACUUGUUACAUCAACAUUUAGCCCAGAGCCUCUUUAGUAAGAUACAUGCAGCUUUGUAAACUGACCUGCCUGUUUUAUCCGUUUCCAAAUAAAAAAUAAAUAAAGCAGGAUCUAAACUGCUGAACAUCCAGAAUCGUAAGGUAUGUAUAUAUGAAAAAAAAAUCACUUAAAAAAAAAAAAGAAAAGAAGCGUACGUAACAUACUAGAUAACCUGUUCUUGUCUAAACCUUUGAGACUGUAGCAUCAAAUAAAUUGUUUAUUUUCAA